This is a messenger RNA of Zootermopsis nevadensis, 4264 nucleotides long. RefSeq names its product Regulator of chromosome condensation 1 (gene Rcc1). Gene Ontology annotation, cellular component: cytoplasm. Gene Ontology annotation, molecular function: guanyl-nucleotide exchange factor activity. The record is from RefSeq and is a predicted model, not a curated record. NCBI's taxonomy places the organism in Eukaryota, Metazoa, Arthropoda, Insecta, Blattodea, Termopsidae.
UGUUUCGCAUGUACUCUUGAGAGCUGCAGUGAGAAUCCGUGGUAGUGAGGCUGGUUUGAAUAUACAAAUGCAUUAUUUCUUGUAAGGACUUUAUUCCAUAACCGUUAGCUUGUUCACAGUUUUGUGAAUUUUGAUAAGGUUCAUACAUGUUACGAAUAUUAUAUUUUGUAUAUUCACCAGAUCGGUUUUAUCGCAAGGAAAGCCUUGAUAUGUUGAAGAUUUGCCGCAGUACAUUAUAAUAAGCCUACUAUGGAUUCUUUGGUGCUAAUAAGAAGGGCCUAAGUACGAUGUGAUUUAUAUUGACGAAUUCUCUGCAACAGAAGUGCACAGCAUGCCUGUGAAGAAAAGAGGUAUGAAAAGGCAGGGUACAGUGUCUCGCCUGACUGUAAAGAACAUAAAAAAACCAAAAUUAUCUCUAUCUCGUCCAGAGCCACCAUACACAAAGACACCAGGAGUUGUUCUCACGUUCGGUCAGGGUGAUGUUGGUCAGCUUGGUCUAGGAGAAGGCGUAUUGGAACGAGGCCGCCCAGCACUCGUGCCAAGUGUAGAACAUGUGAUAGACCUGUGUGCAGGGGGAAUGCACACAGUCUGUCUUACACAGUCUGGAGAGGUAAUAACUUUUGGCUGCAAUGAUGAGGGAGCGUUGGGCCGAGACACUAAUAAGGAAGGCUCAGAGAUGGAGCCAGGGAAAGUGGUCCUAGAAGGCCAUGCAGUACAGAUAACAGCUGGAGACUCGCACACAGCAGCACUGCUCAGUGACGGAAAGGUGUAUGCCUGGGGCUCGUUCCGGGACUCAAGUGGGUCUAUGGGCCUCACAUCAAAUGGGAUCCAGAAACAACCUGUUGAAAUGUUGCCAGGCAUUACCGUUGUGAAGAUAGCGUCUGGAGCAGAUCACCUCGUUAUGCUGAGUGAAAAUGGUCAGCUAUACACAUGUGGGUGCGGGGAGCAGGGACAGCUGGGACGCGUGACAGAGCGUGGCGCAAGCCGAGGAAGCAGGCAAGGCAUGGCCCAGCUGCUGUUGCCCAUGCUGGUGACCUUCAAGCCAAGGCAUGAACCUGAAUUUGAAGAUGUCUGGGCAGGCACUUACUGCACGUUUGCAAAGGAGAAAUCCAAAGGAGACAUAUACGUAUUUGGAUUAAAUAAUUAUAACCAGUUAGGUCUAGAAGAACAGAAGAGCCACUAUCAUCCAAUGGUUUCAAAAGCUUUCUCAGGAAAGAAAUGGGUUCAGAUCUGUGGUGGGCAGCAUCACAGCAUUGCACUAGACAGUGCUGGUGUGAUAUAUGCAUUGGGCAGAAAAGAAUAUGGACGCUUGGGCUUGGGGGAGGACUGUGAUGAUGCCAAGAAACUCAUCCCCAUCCCAGCACUGAAAGACAAGAAAUGUGUGGAUAUAUCGUGUGGAAGUUGUGCAUCCUUUGCUGUCACAGACAAAGGUGAGCUGUAUGCAUGGGGCAUGGGCUAUACCGGUCAACUGGGCACAGGCAAACAAGAGGAUGAACAUACACCACAGAUUAUCAAGGGCAAGCAGCUGGAGUCACGCCUUGUGCUGCAUGUCUCUGGCGGUGGGCAACACACCGUCCUGCUGGCCAAAUCAACCAACCAACAGAAUUAGUGCUUCUCAGCUUUAACAUUUACGGAAUUUUACUUUCUCUGAUUAGAUUUCGGUAUUAACACAUGCAGAGUGCAUAAGCAUGGUAUGAUUCCGUUCUCUUCCUAUUUUAGCGAUGUCUUUUCAUCUCAUAUCCUGAUCCAGUUAUUUCAGUAGCUGAUACAUUAUUACAAAGAAUUUAUAAAAAUUAAUGGCAAUUCUUAAGAAACAUUUUUAUCUUACCUUUCAAAUAAAAUAUUUGUGAAUGGACUUUUAUACUUUUGUUCAUGGUCUAAUAGAUAAUGAAAAAGUGUUGGUACGUAAUGUCAGCAGACAGCAGGCACAGAUUUUGUUAUGUCAUUGACUGUCUCACUGCACUGGAGCUCCAAGAAAUAAGCUAAACAAGAUAUUUUAAUAUUGGGCUGUGUGGCUAUCGGGGCAUAAGAAUUAAACAGAAAGUAUGUCAGUCCCUCGUAGUGCUCAGUUGAGCAUUGCAAGAGAAGUACUAAAUGUUAGUAACGUACAGCCAAUUGUUUAUAUUCAGCUCACUGGUACAGGGUAUAAGUUGAGGGGACAAUGUGAUACAUUAAAGGUUAAAAGUGUGUCCAUUAUAUAAUCUGUAUGACUGAUGUAUGAUGAAAGGUGAGAGGUUUAAAGCAUUAUUUCAACUGCACAUAAGAACUCUGCAAUGUGACCAGUUAUUGUUUACUUUGGAGUUUCGGGAACAAAUGAAACAGGCCAGUAAUGUUCCUUAUCUUAUUUUUGCUUUUUUUAAAAAAUUAGGGUGGAAGGGGAAGAGUGCUUAGCCGGAACAAAGGCCAACAGAGAUUAAUGGGAGUCGAACAAUUUUGAGAAGAUAAUCAAGUUUCAUAUAGUACAGUGAAAUUCCCAUAGUGGUUUGUGGUGACCAAGAUUUGAAAAAUAUUUAAAGUGAAGAUACUGUAAUGAUCUAACUCCUGUAAGUUCAGUGCAAAUGAAAUGGGAUAACAUCACUUAGUUACAUUUUACAGUGAAACAUGCACGUGUUACAUUUGAUAUGUUUGUUGGUUCACUGUGUUUCUCCCCGUGACUGGCAUUUUUAUUAAAUUUGAUGCUAGGAACUAAUCUGUUAUAAACCUGAGAAUCAUAGCAGAACAGCCUGUCUGUUAUAGAUUUAAAUUAAUUUUUUAGUGUCUCCUUAUACAAUUUUAAAAUGAAAUGGAAGAGAAUGUCACUGUGAAAUCAAAAUGAGUGCUGUUUAAGAAAAAUGCAGAGUUACAGGUGUCACAGUUUCAGUCAUAAAACUGUUGGAAUAUGUUUGGUAGGAAAUAAAGAUGGGAGAUUUUGAAGACCAAGAAAAGUGGACAUGGCAGGAAUUGUUUGUGCAACUCGCACAUGAGAUAAUAUAGGAAGUGCCCAGGUAGCACUGCAUUGCAGUUGUAAGUGAAGGAGACUGACUGCUGAGGUGCUUCUGGCUAGAAACUGUUUAAAAUGAAAUAUUCAGUGUGCACUGGGUGUUGCAGUUGUGGCACUACACUUGCAGUCACUGUGUCUGAAGGAACUGCUACUGAGAGGCAAGAUUGUAAUACAUUUACAUUGCACAUCUUGAAUGGCAUGGAGGCACUAGCAUUAGUGUGUAAGGAACAGCCUCUCACUUUGUUAUAGGAAUAUUUUGAACUUAUGAACUUUUAUACCUGCUUCAGGGCAAAAUCCUGAACUUUAACCCCCUAUUUGAGUGAAAAUAUGUGAGUUGCUGAUGCAUAAAUAAUAUGUUACAAUUUUGCUAAAAAUGUGAAGCUUGGAUAUAGGAAAAUGUAAAUCAAGACAAAAGUUUUCAUUUUUUCCCAUAAGAACGUGUGUUCUGUUCACAGCCUCAUAUUGGGUUACUGAACUUCAUGUAAAGUAUACAAAAUAUACUACAUUAGAUUUUACACACUUAUCCACAGUAUGAACUAGAGAUCCAUGAAAGAAUGGAUUCAAUUUUUAGUGUGGCUUGUGGUCUUCUAGCUAAUGAUGUCUUGUAGGUAGUUACCAACAUUUUGGAGGAAUGUAUUACUUCUUCCUUCAGGGUAUAAGUACAGAUGGAUGCAGUAUUUUUUUCUGAUAUGUUUCUAACCACCUGCAAGAUUGUAUGGCAUAAUAACCCAGAAGAACACAGUCCAAAAUUUCAUUACGAUGGAAAACUCAAAUCCCAUAUUCAUUUAACUGCUUUAGAGCUUCAUAAUCCAUAUUGGCUUAUCAUGGAAAACUGUGUUCAGCCAUACAGCAGUCCAUGUGGGAUAUAUGAUAGACGAAGUGGCAUUGUGGCAGGUUUGUCAAGGAACUUGCACUUUCCCAACCAUUCAUCAUUCCCCUGCCCAUACCAGCUGGCAUAAUAUCACAAUACUAAUCUUCAGCCGUGACUAUUGCGGAUGUUCAGUCUGUUUCAAAAAUCACUAACAAAUCCUUAUAGCUCCUCAUUAAUCAGGUGCUUCACAACAGAAAUACGCCCCCCAAGGAAAGAAGUCGGCAGUGUCAGAAGUUGUGUAGCCACAUGUGGAUAGUGGCCGAGCAAUUAACUGGAUUCAUUUUGUCAGUAUAGCUGGUCAGAAUGCUGAAGAACAGUAAUAAUGUACUGAAAUGAAAGUGUGGAUAAAUUAUGUUGUUUCAGCUGAAUGCAAGAUUUAAUGUACAAUAUUAAAUAAAGUUUUGUUCAUUUAA